AUGUCGCAAGUAGAAAACAAUUUGCCUUUCAUACCAGAGGAUUGGUCUGAUGCAGCAACUUCUGUUUCCUCCAUGUCGUUGCAACCAGUUGUUGCUUUAGUUUGUGGCCCUAAAAACAGUGGCAAGAGCACAUUUUCGCGCAAUCUUGUUCAAGUUCUUCUCCAAAGAUACAAAAGGGUUGCUUAUUUGGACACCGAUGUUGGCCAGCCUGAAUUCACUGCACCUGGUUUUCUUUCUCUCACAGUUGUCGAUAAAUCAAUUCUAGAAUCGGAUUGGACAGUUCCAUGUGUCAAGACACCAGAGAGAUGUUUCUUCUAUGGUGAUGUUUCUUCAAAGAGGGAUCCAAAGGCAUAUUUAAGAUAUGUAUAUACCUUAUUUGAUUACUACCAGUUAUACUUUUGCAAGUCUAGUGAGAACAAAACUGAACUACCCCUUGUUAUCAAUACACCAGGCUGGGUUAAAGGUAUUGGCUAUGAUUUAUUAGUUGACGUAUUGAGAUAUGUUACUCCUUCCCAUGUUGUGAAAAUCAACAUCUCUGCUCACGGCAAAAACCUACCAGCUGGUUUGUUCUGGUUAGACGGUAAUGAUGAUGAGACAUCUCAACUGAUAGAGAUUCAGUCUGCUUACCAAGACAGUUACAAUCGAUCCGUUUUGAUACAGAAGGAUGCUCGUUUGUUGAGGGAUAUGCGUAUAAUCGCCUACUUCAGGCAAUGCAUUAAAGGAAAAGAAGUAAACACAAUCAAAGAGCUAACCCACGAACUCGCUUCCCAUGAUCCUUAUGAAGUUCCAAUAUCAAGUUUAACUAUCAGUCAUCUCCAUUGCCAGAUUUCGAGUUCUGAAGUGUUUUAUAGUUUGAAUGCUUCCAUUGUUGGCUUGGGAAUUAGCUCCGAUGUGUUUGAAGAUUUACCUUCAUGUGUAGGUCUUGGAAUCGUGCGGGGUAUUGACACCGAGAGAGGAAUCUUAUAUGUGAUCACUCCGGUACCAGAAAACGUAGUCGAGAGGGUUGAUCUUCUAUUGCAAGGCUGUAUUCAGUUACCUACUUGUCUCUUGGAGGUGAAAGAUUACAGGUCUCCAUAUUUAUCUCCACAUGUCUUAGCUUCCACCUAA
Molecule: messenger RNA, 1107 nt
Organism: Arabis nemorensis
Lineage: Eukaryota; Viridiplantae; Streptophyta; Magnoliopsida; Brassicales; Brassicaceae
Source: the annotation of a GenBank genome assembly